Messenger RNA from Calidris pugnax (ruff), 1297 nucleotides. RefSeq names its product nth-like DNA glycosylase 1 (gene NTHL1). Lineage: Eukaryota; Metazoa; Chordata; Aves; Charadriiformes; Scolopacidae. Gene Ontology annotation, cellular component: nucleus. Gene Ontology annotation, biological process: base-excision repair, AP site formation; base-excision repair; nucleotide-excision repair. The record is from RefSeq and is a predicted model, not a curated record. Gene Ontology annotation, molecular function: DNA binding; oxidized pyrimidine nucleobase lesion DNA N-glycosylase activity; DNA-(apurinic or apyrimidinic site) endonuclease activity. Bases 16 to 900 code for a protein of 294 amino acids. The transcript is spliced from 6 exons.
CCCGGGACCGCCGCCAUGUGCGCGGCCGUCUCCGCCGGCGGCGGGCGGGCGGCGGCCCGGCGGUUCAGCAAAGCCAGGGGGGCGGCCGGAGUGGGCCAGCUCCAUAGCACAGCCAGCGUCCCGAGGCGCAGCAGGAGGAGGAAGAGCGUUGCCAUUGCCUAUGAAUCUGGGGAGAGGGAUGGUGGCGAGCAGGGGGCGUCUGAACCCCAGAGACCGCGCUGGGAGCCGAGGGACUGGCAGCAGCAGCUGGAGCGCAUCAGGGAGAUGAGGAGGAGCAGAGAUGCUCCCGUGGAUGAGAUGGGAGUGGAGAAGUGUUACGACAGCAGCGCACCUCCGCAGGUGAUGCGCUACCAAGUUCUCCUGUCGCUGAUGCUCUCCAGCCAGACCAAGGACCAGGUGACAUCGGCUGCCAUGCUGCGCCUGAGGCAGCACGGCCUCACGGUCGACAGUAUUUUGCAGAUGGAUGAUGCGACGCUUGGGCAGAUCAUUUACCCUGUGGGAUUUUGGAGGAACAAGGUGAAGUACAUAAAGCAGACGACAGCCAUCCUGAAGGAGAAAUAUGGGGGUGACAUCCCAAGAACUGUGGAGGAGCUGGUGCAGCUGCCAGGAGUUGGCCCCAAAAUGGCCCACUUGGCCAUGAACAUUGCCUGGGACAGCGUGUCUGGGAUCGCUGUGGACACCCACGUGCACAGGAUCACCAACAGGCUGAAGUGGGUGAAGAAGGAGACCAGAUACCCCGAGGAGACUCGGGUGGCACUGGAGGAUUGGCUGCCCAGGGAUCUCUGGAGGGAGAUAAACUGGCUCUUGGUGGGCUUUGGUCAGCAGACCUGCCUGCCCGUGAAUCCCCGCUGCAACGAGUGCCUCAAUCAAGACAUUUGCCCAGCUGCUAAGAGACGCUGAGGGAUCAUCCGGUCCUCAUAGAGCAACAAAAGCUGCUUCAGCUCAGCAGCAGCCCGGAGCUGAGCCCCAGUAAAGCUGUGCUUUGCACGGGGCUGGCUGUGUGACUGCAGGGAAACAGGAGACCGCUGCAGCCAGCUCAGCAUCUCUGGGGAAGGAGCAGCCGCUGGCGACGGCUGAGCUCUCCAGAGGAAAAAGGGUCUUUCAGAGGGCAGCAUCCUGCUGUGUCAGUGGGGAAGGCUCCAGCCCCCGUGUGAAUGCCUGAGCAUGUCCCAGCUGAGGAGCAGGCUGUGCCGCCUCAGGAGUAGCUGGAGAGAAAUGCUUUGUCUUAGGAGACUUGCUGCUGCUUGUAAAUACACACGUAAUAAAGGUGGUGGGUUGGUUGGGGUUUUUUUUGCUA